Messenger RNA from Aphis gossypii (cotton aphid), 2274 nucleotides. RefSeq names its product pantothenate kinase 3 (gene fbl). The record is from RefSeq and is a predicted model, not a curated record. NCBI's taxonomy places the organism in Eukaryota, Metazoa, Arthropoda, Insecta, Hemiptera, Aphididae. Gene Ontology annotation, cellular component: nucleus; cytosol. The transcript has 10 exons. The coding region runs from base 231 to 1445 and encodes 404 amino acids. Gene Ontology annotation, biological process: coenzyme A biosynthetic process. Gene Ontology annotation, molecular function: ATP binding; pantothenate kinase activity.
CUAGCACUUAACAUUGUUGAACAAUAGUCAUUUAAAAAAGGCUGAAGAUCAUUUCACAAUUGUUAUUUUUCGUCUAGUUGAUUGGGUAAACGUACUUAAUUAAGUUAUUGUUGGAAGCUGGCUAAACAUAACAUAAUUAUAAUAUCAUUACAACAACAAUUACAUUUUUUUUUUGAGAUUUAUUCGUUUGCUAUCUCCGAUGGAUGUAACAAACAUGUCUGGUAUUAACCAUGGGUCCUUAUACUUGUAAAGAGUGUUCAUCUUUGCAGACAAUGGAACAGAGUCACACUACAGUAAUAUCAAAUUCUUUAUCCAAUGGCAUGUCAAUGCAUAAGAACCAUUUUAAUGGUAAAAUCCCACCUAUGCCAUGGUUUGGUAUGGAUAUAGGUGGAACAUUAUCGAAACUUGUAUUUUUCGAACCAAAAGAUUCGAUUACAGCACAAACAGAAGAUGAAACUCAACUCUUGUUUAAUGUUACCAAAUAUUUGACGAAGAAUUCGGCUUACGGAAAAUCUGGACAUAGAGAUGCACACCAACAGAUGAACAAUGUAAAAAUUUGCAAUAGGAUAGGUACAUUACAUUUCAUCAGAUUCCCAACUAGUGAAAUGAACAAUUUUUUGGAAUUGUCCAAGAAGAAAGGUAUGGCAGCUAGCGUAUCUACAGUUUGCGCUACUGGUGGUGGAGCAUUCAAAUUUGAAGAAAUGUUUAAAAAUGAAUUAAAUUUAAAGUUGUGUAAAUGCGAUGAACUGGAUAGCUUAAUUCGUGGCUUAUUAUUUACAGUAGCUUCAAACAAUAAUGAAUGUUAUUUUUGGUCACAAUGUACUGAAGACGAGCAGUGUUCAACACAAGAAUACACAUUCCAGUAUAAUAAAUAUCCGUUUAUUGUUGUGAAUAUAGGUUCUGGUGUAAGUGUAUUGGCAGUUUAUGGUCCAAAUAAUUAUAAGAGAAUAUCUGGAACGAGUAUAGGAGGUGGUACAUUUUUGGGAUUAUGUAGUUUAUUGACUGGAUGUAAUACAUUUGAUGAGGCAAUUGAAUUGGCCGCAAAUGGUGAUAAUGUUAAAGUUGAUAAAUUGGUUCGAGAUAUCUAUGGGGGUAGUUAUAGUAGAUUUGGGCUGCCGGGAGAACUAGUUGCUAGCAGUUUUGGACAUAUGAACUCUAAAGAGAAACGUGCCCAGGUUUCUAGAGAAGAUUUAGCUAGAGCGACCUUAGUUACAAUUACAAACAACAUUGCAUCGAUUGCAAGAAUGUGUGCAUUAAAUGAAAGAAUUGAUAGAGUGUGUUUUGUUGGAAAUUUUUUGCGUGUAAAUCCAAUAUCAAUGAAAUUAUUAUCACAUGCUAUGGAUUAUUGGUCAAAUGGUUCGCAGAAAGCUAUAUUUUUAAAUCAUGAGGGCUACUUUGGUGCAAUUGGAUGUUUGUUGUCAUUUGAUGAGAGAUUUAAAGAGUAACAAAAUAUUAUUUAACACAUUCCACGUUGCCAAUUCAUUUUGAUUUAGCAGGUUAUGUGUACUGUAUAGUACAUUAUGAAUAUUUAAUAAUUAUUCGUAUUGUACUGACCCGGUUAGAAAUUAUUAAUUAAUAUUAAUUUAUUUUAUUUUUAAGACAGCGCAUUGCACAUUGGUAAUUUAUUUUGGUGAUGUGUUUAUUUUUUUAAUUUAUAAGAUAGAAUAGUAGUUCCAUUGGUAUGAUUAGUUACCUGUCCUACAAAAUUUAUUAUUUAUUCUCCAAAAAUUGUGUUGAAGUUCAUUGUUCUAUUAUUGUUUUUGUCUUUAUAUAUAUUUUAUUUUAUUUUGUAUAUUUUACAACGAAAAAUUAUGUACAAAUUUCAUAUGAUAAUACUACACAAAAAUGUGAUAAAAUAUUAAAUACAUUUUUUCAUAUUACUUUUAUUUAAAAUAUUUUUAACCAGAUUAAAAUUUUGUACUCAAUUUUUAUAAAUUUAGAUGUUAUUAAAUUAUAUUAUUGUAUUAUCAUAAUAAAUUAUUGUUGUAAUAAAUGAAAUUGAUUAUAUUAUGAACUAUGAAGUAAUAUUCAACAAAGUACUUACAUGUACCAACUACCAAGUAUUAAAUUAAACCAUAUAGGUUAAAUUAAUAGGAGGGAUAAUUUAUCAAAAUUUAUUUUGUGUUGUAGUUCAUUAAUAGCAGUAGCGAUUUUGACAAAAAUCCAAGGGGAGGUGUUAAUUUAGUACUAUAGCACAAAAACAUUGUUUUUUUAUACUCUCCAAGCAUACUUAACUUUUUAUUAUUGUUGUAUUUUAAUUUUUUUUAUAAAAUU